Angiostrongylus costaricensis is the source of this 3798-nucleotide messenger RNA. The record is from the annotation of a GenBank genome assembly. Lineage: Eukaryota; Metazoa; Nematoda; Chromadorea; Rhabditida; Metastrongylidae.
AUGAGUCGACCUGCGUUCGAGCAGUUCACGGCUCAGCCACCACAAGCGGCCGGCGAGUUCGUGGCUCAGCAGCAGACCAUCCAGAGCGAUGCUAUGACAAGCCAAGAAUUGACUAUAGCCAAACUGGAGAACUCAAUGGCCACGAUGGAAGAGCAACAACUGACUGCGGAUCCCCGUUAUCAGAAGAUGCUGCAGUUGAAGUCCAAACUCACUGGUACUCCACCGCUCGAAACAGUCCAGCAGGCCUCGCCAUCAGUCAACCAACAACCGCCAGCAAUCACGCCAGCUCAGCUAAAUCAACUAAGAGCGCAAGUGAGCGUUUACAAGCUUUUGGCAAGGAACGAACCCGUACCUCCAGCACUUGCUGCUGAAGCAGUUUUCAUGAAGAAUAAACCAACAUCGCUUCUACCUGAGCCGUAUGAAUUUCCUGGAGAAGGUGACAACGGCGAAAAGCUGCCUUAUGAUCUGAUGAAGGUUUUGAAUAUUCAUCAGCAACGUUGUGCACGUCCAACAUCCUUGCCAACUCCAGUAGGUAUAGACCCAGCAUCACUUUUAAAAGAGCGUGAAUACAGAAUCCAAAAUCGUGUUGGACUUCGCAUUCGGGAAUUAAGUAACCUGCCAGCGGAUCUUCCACCGAAUUUGAGAAUCAAAGCCGAGAUAGAGCUCCGUGCUCUACGUUUAGUGAAUCUUCAAGCACAGGUCCGAAGUGAAAUAUUGGGAGCUCUUAGAAGAGAUACCACCCUCGAGACAGCAUUGAACCCAUACGCCUAUCGUCGUACGAAGAGGCAGUCGUUACGCGAAGCAAGAGUAACAGAAAAACUGGAGAAACAACAAAAAAUGGAGCAGGAAAGAAAGCGACGUCAGAAACAUACUGACCUCAUGCAAGCAAUUAUACAGCAUGGAAGAGAAUUCAAAGACUACCACAGAAACAACCUACUCAAGACUCAAAAGGUGAAGAAAGCAGUUCUAACAUAUCAUCAGAAUAAUGAGCGCGAAAGAAAGAAGGAUGAGAUCAAAAACGAACGACUCCGUAUGCAGAAACUUAUGCAGGAAGAUGAAGAAGGCUACCGCGCAUUGCUUGAUGAGAAAAAGGUACUUUCCAAGGUCUUUAUUUCUGGGGAAUGCAUUAUGACCAACGACUUGUAUAUCUUCUGUGUAGUCUUGUACGCCAACAUCAAAACAAGAAACUGUCGAAAAUGGAAGAUAUUACAAGGCGAUGAAGCCCCUAAACCCGACGAAUUGGAAGUGUGGCUUGAAACUCAUCCAGGAUUUGAGGUUGUACCACGAGACCAGCUGUCCGACGAUUCCGAUUCUGACGUUGAAGACAAUCCUGCCCCCACACCUGGAAAAAAAGAUGUUGACGAGUAUGCUGGCAUGGAUGAGGAAACGAAGGCUCGUCUUAUUCUUGAAAAGGCCCGGAACGAAGAAGAUGAAUAUGAUCAAAGAAACCGUAAACAAAUGGCCGAUUAUUAUGCAACUGCACACAGGAUUAAGGAGAAGAUUGUACAGCAACACUCAACAAUGGGAAGCGAGACUCUGCAGUUAAAACCUUACCAGCUUAAAGGUCUUGAAUGGAUGGUGUCGCUUUACAACAAUAAUUUGAAUGGAAUUCUGGCGGAUGAAAUGGGCUUGGGAAAGACUAUCCAAACAAUUUCUCUUAUUACAUAUUUGAUGGAAGUGAAACAGAAUAAUGGCCCAUAUCUUGUUAUUGUGCCGUUGUCGACGCUUUCUAAUUGGAAUAUGGAGUUUGAAAAAUGGGCAACUUCGGUGGUGAAGGUGGUAUAUAAGGGCAACAAAGAGGCUCGUCGACGUGUUGAAGGGAUAAUUCGAAAGGGAGCUUUCAAUGUUUUGCUAACUACGUACGAGUAUGUGAUACGUGAGAAAGCGUUGCUUGGGAAGAUCCGCUGGAAGUACAUGAUCAUCGAUGAGGGUCAUCGUUUAAAAAACCACAACUGUAAGCUCACUCUCAUGUUGAAUGGCUACUUUCAUGCCCAACAUAGGUUGCUUCUUACGGGAACUCCACUUCAGAAUAAGGUAUGUUCAUUCUUGACUAUUUUUCUUGCCACUUCUUCAUGUCCUACUUUUUUUAAGUUUCAGGUAGAAUUGAAUCAGGAAGAAACAAUGCUUAUUAUUCGACGCCUUCACAAAGUGUUACGACCUUUCUUGUUAAGAAGACUGAAAAAAGAAGUGGAAUCUCAACUUCCCGAUAAGACUGAAUAUGUCAUUAAAUGUGACAUGUCAGCUCUUCAGAAAGUGCUGUAUAAGCAUAUGCAAAAAGGAUUACUUAUCGAUAGUAAACAGCAAUCUGGCGGUCGCGCUCUUAUGAAUACGGUAGUUCACCUUCGAAAACUUUGCAAUCACCCAUUCCUUUUCCAAUCUGUUGAAGACUCCUGCAGAGCAUUCUGGAAGGUCGACGAAGAUUUAUACCGUGUGGCUGGCAAACUAGAAUUGCUUGAUCGUAUUUUACCGAAACUGAAAGCAUCUGGACAUCGCGUUCUUAUGUUCUGCCAAAUGACUACUAUGAUGACAAUAAUCGAAGAUUUCUUCAACUAUAGAAAGUGGAAAUACCUUCGUCUGGACGGCAGCACUAAACCGGAUGAACGUGGUCAACUGCUUGAGCUGUACAACGCUCCUGACAGCGAGUAUUUUCUAUUCAUGCUAUCCACUCGCGCUGGUGGUUUGGGAUUGAAUUUACAAACAGCCGAUACUGUCAUCAUAUUUGACUCAGAUUGGAACCCCCAUCAGGAUAUGCAAGCUCAAGAUCGAGCUCAUCGUAUUGGACAGAAGAGAGAAGUGAGGGUGCUUCGCCUUAUUACCGCCAAUUCUGUGGAGGAACGAAUUUUAGCAGCAGCCAAGUAUAAAUUAAAUGUUGACGAGAAGGUUAUCCAGGCCGGCAAAUUCGAUCAGCGGUCAACUGGUGCAGAGAGGAAACAAAUGUUGGAACAAAUCAUACGAGCUGAGUCGGAAGACGAUGAGGACGACGAGGUACCUGAUGACGAGACAAUCAACCAAAUGAUUGCCAGAUCUGAAGAAGAGUUUAAUCAGUUCCAGUCAAUGGAUAUUGAUCGGCGGCGAGAGGAAGCUGGCCAACUACAUAGAAGACCUCGCCUUCUCGAAGACAAUGAAAUACCACACGAUAUUAUUAAAGCAUCAGAUGAGUUUGCUGAAAUGGAAAGGGCCCAGAAAGAAGGAGUUUAUAAAGAAGAUCUUAGCGCCACCGGAAGGCGGCGUAGGAGAGAAGUACAAAAACGUGUCGACUAUUCUGCGGACCUCAUGUCUGAUGACCAAUGGCUGAAACAGAUUGAUGACGAGGAGGAAGAGCAGGAAACGAAGAAAAGGAAGCGAAAAAGAAAAGGUGAAGACGAUGAUGACGAUGAAGGAAAGAAAAGGAAACGAGCUAGUCCUGAAGUGGUCGAAAUAAUGAACAAGGUUUACGAUAUCAUGGUGGGAUUCAAGACGAAUGACGGUCGGGAAAUAGCCGUACCUUUUAUAGAGCUACCGACAAAGCGAGAGCUACCUGAUUACUACGAAGUUGUGCAAAAUCCUAUGGAUUUUGGUAUGUCGUUUAAAGUUGGUGAAUUUUGCUAUUCUAAUUUCACACUGUUUGGAAGUGACAUCUAUAAUGACUCAAUGCUGUUGGAAGCUGUUUGGAUGAAAAUAACCGGUGGAGAUCCAUUGGCUCUUCUAAAAGCAAAAUCUAGUGAAGGAAGUAGCGGAAGCAACAGUCAGAAGGCAGGUGCAGACGACGGUGACUCUCGAGAUCGCACCCCAUCUAAAAGGGAUAAUGAGGUAAGAUGA